This is a messenger RNA of Rhinocladiella mackenziei CBS 650.93, 1953 nucleotides long. RefSeq lists its product as uncharacterized. Gene Ontology annotation, cellular component: membrane. The transcript is spliced from 4 exons. Gene Ontology annotation, biological process: amino acid transmembrane transport. Lineage: Eukaryota; Fungi; Ascomycota; Eurotiomycetes; Chaetothyriales; Herpotrichiellaceae. The record is from RefSeq and is a predicted model, not a curated record. The coding region runs from base 1 to 1953 and encodes 650 amino acids. Gene Ontology annotation, molecular function: L-amino acid transmembrane transporter activity.
AUGAACGGUGGUCUUGCUCGACGUCGGUCUCAGGACAGCACACGCAGUGCUGGAGAGAGCCUCUUUUCUGAAAAUGAAGACCCAAAUCGAAUUGUCACGCGAUCUCCCGAGGAUCGUUUCAAGCUUGGCUAUAUAGCAGUCAUGGGCCUGGUUAUAAACAGAAUGAUUGGUACGGGAAUCUUUAUGACUCCCGCUCGAGUCAUUCAGGGAACAGAGAGCACUGGCACAACUUUGCUAUUCUGGUUCGCUGGUGCGGUUUAUGCAUUGGCAGGAAUGCAUGUAUACAUCGAGUAUGGAUUGAAUAUACCACGGCGAGUCGUUGGAGGGAUGGAUCGAGGCGUGCCCAGGUCUGGAGGUGAUGUGAACUACUUGCAAUAUGUCUUCCGGAAGCCAGCAUAUCGAAAAGACACGCUCCUCUUCAUCACAUCUUUCUUUGGCAUCUCGUUUAUUGCCCUCGGCAACAUGGCAGGUAACGCCAUCAGCUUCGGAAUUCGAAUUCUUGAAGCGUCAAACGCUGAAGUGACGAAUGGAGCAGUCCGUGGUAUAGCCAUCGCUGUCUCUGUUGUCGCUUGUUUCAUUCACACCUUCUCCCGUAGAGGUGGUAUCCUCCUGAGCACGAUUUUCGCUGCCCUGAAGAUAUGCAUGAUGCUGUUCAUCAUUGUCACGGCAAUCUGUUAUGGAACUGGAGCCUUCCCAGAUAAUCCUGGCAACAAUAUUGACCGAGAUGAGACGCUGUCUGAGAAUCUGUCACCGUCGACUGCUUUCAGCGACUCAUCACAGAGUGCCAAUGGCUAUGCUCAAGCCUUUCUUGCCAUCAUUUUUGCCUAUGGAGGAUUCGAGCAACCCAACUAUGUCUUGGGGGAAAUCGAAAAGCCACAACGGACAUAUCCCAUCUCUAUGGUGGCGUCAUUGACCACCGUCUGUGUGCUCUAUAUGGCCGUCAACGUGAGCUAUAUGGUGGUUGUCCCCAAAUCAGUACAAAUCAGUGGCACGAGUGUUUCCCAGUCCUUCUUCCAGUUGACUUACGGCGCCCUUGCACCAGGCGACAACACUGGGGCGCGGAUUUUCAGUGCAUUCCUUGCCAUUUGUAGCUUGGGAAACAUCAUUGUCAUGACGUAUACGGCAGCUCGUGUUAAGCAAGAGGUUGCAAAGGAAGGUGUUCUGCCAUGGCCGAAAUUCUUUGGACAAAACAAGGAUCUCUCUUUUGGGCGCAUGCUCCGCUGGGCGCAGCGGUCCACUUUCAUUAAUCGACCGUUCGGUCGUCUCUUGCAAAUGCGUUGGUUGGCCCCCGAAGUUCAUUCGGAAAAGACACCCGUUGGUGCUCUCUUAUUGCACUUGAUUACAUGCAUCGUUCUCAUUUUCGCAACUUAUGGCGAGACACCGCAGAAUGCAUAUGUAAUUCUCACUGGCAUCGCGGCAUACGUCGUCAACGCAUGCUUUGGAAGUCUUCUGGCCCUGGGGAUCCUCUAUCUCCGAUUCUCCAAAAAGGAGAAUUGGCGUGAGAAGACCAGGAACACCCGGCCAUGGCUGAGUGUUCUCUGCGCGACUGUCUAUCUCAUUGGGAACUUGUUCCCAGUCAUCACAUCUUGGGUCAAGCCGGAAGCCGCUUUGAGCCAGGUUGAGGACUCAUCGUCAUUGUCAGACUUGGAGGAAGUUCUAGACCCAUCAGCCCAGCCGUCUCAGACUGUGACAUGGUUCAUCGUCCCCACAGUCGGCUGGUCGGUGUUGGGCUUCGCUGCUCUCUGGUGGCUGGUUGCUAUCCUCGUUGUGAGAAGAAUCGAACGGCGUAGCCAUACAGAAUUCACGAUCCAGAAGGAAGUCGAUUUUGACGAAGAUCCCCCCAACAGCGACAAUUAUGUCCAGGUCCAUGAAACUGUGUAUCUGAGCUGGAAGGGGAAGGAAAUCUUGAGAGAGAUGUCUCAGCAAGAUGGAUAUUUCGGGGCAUACCCUUGA